GGCUCCACAUAGCGGCUGUGUUAUUGUUACGAUUUUUAUCAAAAGUCGAACUGCUGUAUUUAUCGCUUUGUUUAACGCCACUUGGUGGUACGGUGGUGCAAAUGUGCAACGAGCGAUGACUAAUUAAUCAUUAAAACUUAAUCAGAAGGCUGAGUAGGAAACCACCGCACGAAUAGAUCGAUCAAGAUGUCGCCUAUUGAUUGGGGCGACUUUGCCUGGAACUGGACACAGUUUUGUCCCACGGGACUGACGCCCUUCGCCAACGAAACGAACGAUCUGCUGCCCUGCUUCCAGAAAAUCCUGCUUCAGCUGCCCGUCUACACGAUCUUCGCAGCCAUAUCCGCCUACAAUUUCGGUAAUCAGUCGCGCCCCGUCGUCCGGAAUGGAUUGCAACUGCGGAUGUUAUGGCUCCGGGCAUUCCUGGCCAUCGUACUGGCCCUGCUUCCGGUGGCCAAGGUAUUCGCCUUCCACCAGCAGGGCAUUGAACUAUACGCGGUGGAUCUGCUGGUGGUUAGUGCCGAGUGCAUUAUGUGGGUGGUUCACAGCGGUUUUCUAUUGACGGCCCGUCAAUAUGGAGAGCUUAGUCAUCGGGGAUCGCUGCUAAUCAAUGUCGUUUGGCUGACAGUGGUGGUUCUGGAUGCGGUAUGGCUGCGAACGAGUAGGCACUUCAUCUGGUGGCCCUGGAGCCUGGCUACGCUGAUCUGUGAUCUCUUAUUCGGAGCCACACUGAUACCCAAAGGAAGUGCUGUCUACUCCAGUUUGCCACGAGGAGGAGCUUCCAGCAGAGAAGAUGAAGCACUGCUAUCCCAGCAAUACACCUACUUUCAUUUCGAUUUCAAUGAAAGCCACUUGGGCCAUGCCCAGGAUGAAGCGAAUUUCGGAUCGCGUUUCCUGUUCCAUUGGGUGCAGCCCCUAAUUAUGAAAGGCGUGGCUGGGAAGCUAAGAAAGAUUGAAGAUCUGUUUGAUCUCCCGGACGCCUUGAACAUCACACGACUGAGCGAGAGACUGCACUUGGCUUUGUCACAAUCGCAGAGCUUAUGGAGAGCACUGCACAGAUGCUUUGGAGUGGAGUUUUAUCUUAUAGGAAUCCUAAGAUUGAUUGCCGAUUUGAGUGGCUUUGCAGGACCCUUACUGCUCGGAGGUCUUCUCAGACAGGAUCACUCGGACCCAAAUCAGGUGUAUUAUUACGCCCUCGGUCUUUUUGGCAGCACAUUGCUGUCGGCUUUAUGUGCCACUCACUUUGACUGGCGCAUGGCCAUGGUUUCCAUGAAAAUGCGAGUGGGAGUUGUGAACUCCAUAUACCGAAAAGCUCUGGAGGCAAGAGGCCUAAAAGAAUCCAAACCAGAUAUGCUUAAUCUCAUGUCAACAGACACGGAUAGGAUUGUGAACUCGUGCAUUAGUUUCCACUUCUUCUGGAGCAUUCCCUUUAAGCUGUUUACCACAUUGUACCUGCUGUAUCUUCAAUUGGGAGCUGCCUUUUUGGCGGGAGUAAUAUUUGCUGCUCUGCUGAUUCCAAUUAAUAGAUGGUUGGCCAAAAGAAUUGGCGUUUACUCCAGUGGUUUGAUGACAGCCAAAGAUGCUAGGCUGUCAGCCACUACGGAAACAAUGCAAGGAGCCAAACAGGUCAAGAUCAAUGCCUGGGAGGAUAUAUUCAUCACCAAGAUUCGAGGACUUCGCCAGGAGGAGCUGCGAUUCUUAUCGAAGAGGAAAUACCUGGAUGCCAUGUGCGUUUAUUUCUGGGCCACCACUCCAGUGCUUAUGUGCCUGCUUACUUUUGGAGUAUCCGUGCUAAUGGGAAACCAGUUGAUAGCUUCAACUACCUACACCAGUGUGGCCUUGCUCUACAUGCUCAUUGGACCAUUGAAUGCCUUUCCAUGGGUCCUGAAUGGCUUAAUCGAAGCAUGGGUUUCUAUUAAGAGAGUCCAACAACUGAUGGAUGUGCCCAACUUGGAUUACUCCUCCUAUUACAACCCCAUAAUGAGGGGAAGCGGAGGAAUUGGAUUGGGAGACGAUGCUCCGUUGGAUGCUCCAAAAGCCAGUGUUCUGCAAAUGAAGUGCGCUAGUUUCUGUCACGAUAUUGAUGAGAACACAAUACCUGGUAGUUUUCGGUUAAAGAACAUUAACGUGGAUAUAAAAGCUGGUCAGCUUGUGUGCAUCGAAGGACCGGUCGGAGGUGGUAAAAGUAGCUUUCUAUCUGCUAUCGUUGCGAAUCUCCAGUGCACCGACGGCGAGGUCUGUGUCCAGGAACUGACCACUGGAUUUGGUUAUGUUCCCCAGUCGCCGUGGCUCCAAAGAGGAACGAUCAGGGAUAACAUCGUAUGGGGCGCGCAGUUUGACGAACAGUGGUAUAAAACUGUCCUGUAUGCGUGUGCUUUGGAAGAAGAUCUUCAAAUUCUUGGCGGUGAUCUCGUUGGCGUGGGUGAGAACGGCAGAACCCUUUCCGGUGGGCAGAGAGCGAGAGUCGCACUGGCUCGGGCUGUUUAUCAGGAUAAGAAAGUUUACCUUCUGGACGAUGUACUUUCCUCUCUAGACGCCCAUGUGGCCCGCCAUAUUAUUAAGCACUGCAUUUUGCGCCUACUUAAGCACAAAACCCGCAUUAUAGUCACACGAAGCAUUCAGUUAUUCUUCCACGCUAACCAAAUUCUUCAGGUGAAGGAUGGUCAACUCCUUCCCAGUGAGUACAUGACUCAGAGCAUUGAUUUAAGUCUCGACGAAGACCUAGAUGAUGAGCAGGAGGAGCCAGUUAGGCGACGAUCAGUGGAGCUUUCCAACCAGGAUGACAAGAAGAGUGUGGAUAGUCUACUUUUGGAGGAAUCUAGAGAGUAUGGUCAUCUCUCGGGCGACGUUUUCACCUGCUAUUGGAAGGCUGUGACAACUCCACUGGCCUUAACCGUUUUGCUCUCUGUGUUACUUAUGCAGCUCACAAGAAAUCUGAGCGAUGCUUGGCUGGCUUAUUGGGUUACUGAAACCACCUUGGAUCCCCAUCCAAAUGACACUUCUCUGGAGCACGAAAUAUUGCCAGCUGGGAUGGGAAAUGAAACGGGUUCCGGACAUACGACAAAAUUCUAUCUGAGCAUAUUCACAGCAAUUGCCUUAAGCAAUUCCGUGGUGACUUUGGCCAGGGCGUUUCUCUUUGCUUAUGCUGGAAUUAAAGCGGCCAUCUUUAUGCACGAAAAACUCCUAAAGAAAGUCAUGUUUGCGAAAUUUAAUUUCUUUGACAUCACCUCCGUGGGACGCAUUCUGAACCGCUUUUCCUCCGAUACUAACACCGUGGACGACUCCCUGCCUUUCAUUUUGAACAUUUUGUUAGCCCAACUUGCGGGAUUAGUAGGAGCUCUCUGCGUCAGCCUUUAUGCGAUGCCUUGGUUGGGUCUGGUGAUCAUUCCCAUGGUUCCUAUUUACCUGAAUCUUCAGCAGCGCUAUCGCCACGCUUCCCGGGACAUAAAACGGCUAUCCAGCAACGCAAUGUCACCGCUCUACACGCAUUUUACGGAGACCCUUCAGGGUUUGACCACUAUCAGGAGUAUGCGAGCUAGCCCGAGAUUUCAAAGGGAUUUCCAGGUGAAGCUCGAGGAAAGCAUUAAGGCCCAGUUGACACAAUCGGCCGCCCAACAGUGGCUAGCUCUUCGGUUACAGUUGCUGGGAACCCUUUUAGUGGGAGGAGCGGGUCUCUUGGCCGCCAUCACAGCUUCUCAUACAACCAAUCCCGGUUUGGUGGGUCUGUGCAUCUCCUACGCUCUCUCCAUAACUGGUCAAUUGGGAGAUCUCCUCCAUGCCGUGGCUGAAACAGAGCAGGAAUUGGUGGCAGUCGAGCGGAUAGAUCAGUAUUUGCAAUUGGAGGAAGAGCAGAAUGCCUCUGGAAGCGCUGAGCCUCCAUUUGGAUGGCCCACCCAAGGAGUUUUGAGUUUCCGGGAAGUGCAACUAAGUUACAGAGAACACUUGGCACCAGCUUUAAAAAGUGUCACCUUUCAAACCGAGGCCUUCGAACGAAUUGGCAUCGUGGGUCGCACGGGAGCUGGUAAAACGUCGGUGUUAGCUGCCCUCCUGCGAGUGGCACCUUUGUCACACGGUGAAAUUCGAUUGGAUCAGGUGAAUCUGAAAACCCUUGCGCUGAAUGUGCUUAGGGAACGAAUAGGGGUUAUCACCCAGGAGCCAUUCCUCUUCGAAGGAACUGUGCGUGAAAAUCUGGAUCCGCGUCAUGGUUUCCACGAUUCGGAGAUCUGGCAUGCGAUUAAGAACUCUGCGGCUGCCACUCUUCUCGUCCAACAACUGGGUGGUUUGGAUGGAAAAGUAGAGGCAUGUGGAAACAAUCUUUCCGCUGGUCAAAGGCAACUCCUUUGUUUGGCAAGGGCACUGCUCAAAAACGCCAAGGUGGUGGCCAUCGAUGAGGGUACUUCCAACCUGGACGAUGAGUCGGAUCUGAGCAUUCAGCAGGCCUUGAGAAAUGCCUUUAAGAGUUGCACACUUCUUUUCAUUGCUCAUCGCCUUCGCGGACUCCAUGCCAUGGAUCGUAUAAUCAUACUGGACGAUGGACGAAUUUGUGAGGAGGGUAAACCCAAAGAACUGGCCUCCAAUAGCUCAACUAUUUUCCAUGGAAUGCUUCUCGCCCAGAACAUUAACCCAGAUGAAUUCGCCAGACCGAAUUAGCACUAAGUAACGAACCGAUGUAUAUAGGUUA
This is a messenger RNA of Drosophila ficusphila, 4678 nucleotides long. RefSeq names its product ATP-binding cassette sub-family C member 10. Bases 187 to 4647 code for a protein of 1486 amino acids. The transcript is spliced from 5 exons. Gene Ontology annotation, molecular function: ATP hydrolysis activity; ATP binding; ABC-type transporter activity. Gene Ontology annotation, biological process: transmembrane transport. The record is from RefSeq and is a predicted model, not a curated record. Lineage: Eukaryota; Metazoa; Arthropoda; Insecta; Diptera; Drosophilidae. Gene Ontology annotation, cellular component: membrane.